Messenger RNA from Ectocarpus sp. CCAP 1310/34, 2385 nucleotides. The record is from the annotation of a GenBank genome assembly. NCBI's taxonomy places the organism in Eukaryota, Phaeophyceae, Ectocarpales, Ectocarpaceae.
UCAGGCAGCAGCAGGCAGAGCUGGCAGCUUCCCGCACUACCGCCCUGCCCUGGACCAUACUCACGGACCCGCGCACGCCCACCAACACCCCUAGUAUAUAUUUUGGUGCUGGUUUGCCUUGAACGUCCAAGGAUUUACUUCCAGGGACCGUGGGUGGAUGCAACGACGACGCCCUUCAUUUAUUUCGGCCUCGUGUUGACAUUUCGUUUUUCCGUGCGCCGAAAAAGCUGGGGGUUUAUUAAGUGCAGAAUCUCAGCUCUGCCUACUGCUGUUGCGUACUGGAGUAGUGCGCUAGAGCUGCGUAGCUGCAGCAGCACCUGCGCUUCAUGUACGUGCCGAAGAUCCAUGCAGCGACCGCUGCAGCGGCCGUACUUGCAGCCCGCGAGGGGCAGGCGAGAGCCUUCCACGUCAACAACAACAACGCAUCAUCGUCAUCCCGAUUGCUCUUGCGUGGCGUACCGCGUGCUUCUGCUGCCGUCCACAGCAGCAGCAGCGACAGGAUGACUGCGACCACUGCUGCUGCUGCUCUCCCGUUCUUCUGUAGCAGCAGCAGAGGGAACCGGGCCGGCUUUUUUCCCUCCUUGUUACGACCAACAGCAGCUACGCUCGCGUUCUGUAGUUCCUCAACGGGAUGGUGGCGUUCGUUGCCGCGAGCGCCGUCGUCACACCGCCGCAGACAGGGGACAGCGGAGGCGGUGUCUAGACGGCGGAGGGGAACGGCGGCGGCGACUGGGACGACACUGCUGAGCAUGAAGGCGUCGGGGCAGGGAGGGGAGAAGGGGGAGUCCGUGCGGAACAGAGCUUUGGGGACGGUGGUGUACCUCCUGCCGAUGCUCGACGGGCUCGACUGCGGCCGCGACGUGUUCCACGCGGUGCCCAUGCUGGGGAGUCUCGUGCACGGCGUCCUCGCGCCAGCGCUGGCCAUCUGGGACAACGUGCCCUUCAUGCCCCUGGUGAUGUUCAUCAUCCUGCAGGUUUCGGUGCGACGGCAGGACACCUCUAGGUUCAUUCGUUUCAACGUCCAGCAGGCGAUCUUGGUGGACAUCCUGACCGUGGUGCUAGGGCUUCUGGGCACGGCGGCGGGGUACGUCGCGCCCGAGGGUGAGCAGUUCGUCACAAACUUCGCCUUCUACUGCCUGGUAGGGGCGGUGGCGUACGCGGUGGCGGAAACGGCGAGGGGGAAGAUGGCAAACCAGAUCCCGCUCAUUUCUGCUGCGGCGGAAAUUCAGCUUGGUCCGUCAUAGCCAUCCAAAGAGUGUCUCCGCGAUUCCGACCUCCUGCAUGCACUGGUCGACGAAAGCCGUGUGCGGGCUCGUUUGUGUGUUGAUGGCAACAGCUCAAGAGCGACGGCAGCAGAGCGGUGCAAGAAAAACCGUUCGGUGGUGCACCCUUGCUUGUUGUCCCGACUAAGGGUUGCGCUUUUUGAUUGUUUUGCCGUAGGGUACGUCGUACCUGGCCGUCGUGUUGGUCAAGGUUGUCAGGUUGUGGACGAGGUUGACGUAUUGCGUGUUUCUUGUUUGUAUUUGUAUUGGGGGGUGAGUUCAUCGGCGGGUGCUUUACCGUAUCUAUCGGAAAUUUACCGCGAAGGUCCCGGCGGCGAAAUCCGUUUGGAGCGGGCGGGGGGUCGUUCAAAGGCCCGCGAAACAAAAGGUAAACCACCGCUCUUUCUCUCAUGUCCAACUCAAAAUUCAGUGCCACGGCAUCUUUUUAGCGGUGCAUGACUACGUUCAAGACAUUUCGCUUCGUGGUUGAUGGUUGGUUUGUUUGUUGUGUACCAGCCUUGAGGAGAGGUUCGGGUUUGUAUUCUCCAUUCGGCUCCGUUGUUGUCGUGCUCGGUGUGUGCAUGGUCGAGCAAGCACUGCCGUCAUACGUACGGACUUGCACAGGGGUUGAGAGAAGAGACACCAUUACUUUAGUGUCCUCCUGGUCUUGUUUGGCGCGUGUGUACACAACCUGGUUGUAUGAAUCCUCUGUUCCAGGCAGACAAAAUGGCGUUAUAACGAGAAAGUGUCAUCUUCGUGCAGUAGUGACGUGAACCACCAGCCGUGUGGCCUCGUUCUACAUGCUUGCGGGGGCGGCGAUCACCCACCUUUUGUUAAAAUCUCGAAUGUUAUCUAUCCGAACGGCGUUCUCUCGGCUAGUCGGCCCAGGAUCAAUCAGCGUGUUUGAUACCCGACUUGUGCCUUCUGAGCGGAGUUUAGCCGCCCCUUUUUUGUAUGUAUCAACGACAGCAGUUUUGCAGGCGGCUCCCCCCUUCGUUGCAUGUUGGGGAAAAUUCUUGUUUCCUGUGCCGCGAGCCCUUCAUGUUAAAUUUUUGGUGGAUCUCGAUACGAGAGUCGAAACUACAAGACGCACGCGCCGUUUUUCGGCACCAGGCAUGAUUUG